AUCCCAUCUCUUUCCUAUCUCUCCCACAGGGCGCACACAAAUUUUGAAACCAUUUCCUCUCCUUCUCUCUCAAGAAACAAAAUCGAAGAAUCCCAGCUGGUUCUUCUUCAAAAAUGGCGUACAGGGAAGAGGAAAAAAUCCCAGUCUUUUCCGUCCUCAAGAACGGCGCGAUUCUCAAGAACCUCUUCCUAGUCAACAAUGUUACAGAUCGAGAGAACGAGGAGACAAUAGUUCUCGGACGACACCCAGAUUGCAACAUAAUGCUUACUCAUCCAAGCAUUAGCAGAUUCCAUCUUCAAAUCCAUUUGAAUCCCUCUUCGCACAAGGUUUUUGUUGUGGAUUUAUCAUCAGUCCACGGAACGUGGGUUUCAGGGAAGAGGAUUGAAGCAGGGGCUAGAGUGGAGAUGAGGGAAGGGGAUACUCUCAGUGUUGGUGGCUCCAGCAGAGUUUAUAAGCUUCAUUGGGUUCCUUUGAGAGAUGCUUAUGAUUUUGAAUGUCCUAAAGAAAAUAAGGAAGAGGAACUUGCAAUUAUAGACGAGAAGGCCGUGGAGGAUUGCGAGAAGGAGAUCUCAUUAUCAGAUGAAAAUAAAGAAACUGUGGAGGAUUCAGUUUCUGAUUCUAUUGUGCCUUUAUAUUCUGAUGAGAGUUGGAACAUGGAGUUGAUAAAGGAAGUCAGUGUAGCACCUCCAUCUGGAGAAGUUGAAGGCAUGGUUGUGUCUUCUGUCAAUGAAUGUGGAAAGGAGGAAACUAGUUUGUUUAGCAUACCAUUUGGAAAUGAACUGAAAAGCUUGGAAAUGAGCCUUCAAUCCCCUUGUCUGCCUCUUUCAGCUGAUAAUCUGUCUUUUAAUGUUGAAAACAUUAUCAUGUCUUCAAUCUUUGAUAGUGAAACCGAGAGUUCCUCUUGUAAUAUGUUUGAGUGGGAGGAAACUAAUUCAAACAUUUUGCCUGUGGUUGAUGUUAUUACCACUUCAGAGAAUGGAUAUCAACAAUUAGACAAUGAAAAGGAGAGCCUGCAACCCCCUUCCAUGUCUGUUUGUAAAGGGAAUGUUUCUGAUAUUGAAGACACUUCAAUAGAAAUGAGAGCUCAUCUAGAAAUGAGUUUGAACAUCUACGAGAGCUCAUCUAGAAAUGAGUUUGAACAGAUAGAAAUUAGUAAUGUAGCUGUGGUUGAUGAUGAGAAGCCUCAACCAUUCGACAUUGAAAGUCGACAAGUUCUUGCAGAGAGGAAUUCAUCCUCGAACGUUGGGGAUGUUGUAGAAAUCCAAUAUGUAGCACCAGAUCAAGAAGUAAAAUCAGAAACUGCCACAGAAAAGAAUGAGUUCAUGGAGGAACGUGAGCUGCUGCAUCCUCUAGAAGACAAUCACUCUUCAAUUAGCACAGAACAAUGCCUUCAGGACAUGGAAAUGCUAAGCAAAAGCCAAGCUGAAAUUGGGGAAGAUUAUGUAGAUAAAAGAAAUGAAGAGUUAUAUACUGCAAGACUAGAAACAUUUGAACCGAGCGAAAGUGUAGCAGAGAAAGAUUAUGAACAUAAGGAACUCUCAGAGCCCAGUUUUUUACCUUGUGCAACAGACCUUGUUGACGUUGUUGAGGUUUGCUCAAAGAUUGCAGUUAAGAAAGAAAUCCAGACAUUACAUGAAAAUGUAGAAGCAACUUCGCCCACAAGAUCAGAGAACGUAUCAGCCAUGGGAGGAAGCAUUUGGUUAAGAAGAGGUAGACCAACUGGUUUUCCUCGAGUUGAAAUAGGAGCGAGUCGAGAAAAUCGAGCAGGGACUUCAUUAAUGGAUGAAAUGAGUUCUGAGAUAACAGGAGAUGAAACAGUGACAAAUACUCUUCUCUCUGAUUUGGGUGGGGAGGAGGAAGAAGAAAUGUUUACUCCAGACAAGGAGAAUUUCACACCAAACACACUUUUGAUGAAAUCAUUGAACAAGAAGGCUACCAUAGAAAGCAGUGGGGAUUCCUUCAGGUCAUCCAAGUCCCAAACAUCAAUGUUCAAGUCUAGACAUAAUGUGAAACAAGAAGAAGAGCUAAGUGAAGAAUCAGACAAAGAGAACCAAACUCCCAGAGCUCUCCAAGAACAAAAACUGGCAAAACAAAUCUCUAAGAAUAGGAAGUUUGGAAAGGAAAAGUUAUUGAUAAAGAGAGGAGGAAUGGAACGGGCACCGUUCCAAUCAUUGCAGUUGAAUUUGGCCGAAAAGAAGAGACCGGAGGCUACUUCUGCCAGAAAGAGUAAUAUAGCUAUGUCGACAGGGGCCAUGAAGAAAAAACUCACAGUAGAAGGGAAGAAGCGUUGGACUAUGGUUGUGGACAUCAAUUCUCUUCUGAACAAGGAAUCAAUGAAGUCACUACAGCGUUUACAAGGUCUCCAAGGGACACAUUUGAUCGUUCCGCGAAUUGUCAUAAGGGAGCUGGAUUGCUUGAGACGACACGGUCGCCUCUUCCGGAAAACAACAGAGGCAGCUUCAGUUCUUGAAUGGAUUGAAGAUUGCAUGGUGAAAACAAGAUGGUGGAUUGAUGUUGAGAGUUGGGAAGAAGGCAGGCCUGCUGCAACACCUCCGGCUACUCCUCAAGCUCCAUACACUGAGGAGAGCAGUGAGAGUUUGCUGUGGAGGACAUCAAGCAAAAUCCAGUCCAUUGCUGCACAGCGAAGUUUGAUGGAAGCUCUUUCACCAACUCCAGAAGAUCAUAUCCUUGACUGUGCUCUUCACGCUAGGAGGAGGGCAGUGAAUCAUGGACAACUUGUUGUGUUAAGCGAUGAUGUGACCCUGAAAAUAAAAGCCAUGGCUGAGGGACUAAUUUGUGAAACGGCCAAAGAAUUCAGGGAAAGUUUAGUGAAUCCAUUUUCAGAGAGAUUCUUGUGGGCUGAUAGCUCUCCAAGGGGACUUACUUGGUCUUGCCCUGAUGAUGUUGUCUUGAGGGAACGGUACGAUCGAUGCUCGUCGAGGUCGUCGAAAGGGUCCGAGGGAGCCAAGGGCCUGAAGCUCAUUUUGCUUCACAACUCCCAUUAUGGAGUGUCCAGAUAAGAGAUUUCUGUUAUCUCUUGUAACAACAGACUCUGUUUUGCACACUCUCGGAAACUGCUGGUUUUUUAGUAAAUUUUGCAAUCAAUAUGGAAU
Messenger RNA from Cucurbita moschata (crookneck pumpkin), 3113 nucleotides. Its product is annotated as FHA domain-containing protein PS1. The record is from RefSeq and is a predicted model, not a curated record. The transcript is spliced from 6 exons. The coding region runs from base 114 to 3020 and encodes 968 amino acids. Gene Ontology annotation, molecular function: protein binding. Gene Ontology annotation, cellular component: nuclear membrane. Lineage: Eukaryota; Viridiplantae; Streptophyta; Magnoliopsida; Cucurbitales; Cucurbitaceae.